ACUGCGGGCCAAUCAGAGGCACCGGAUAUCAGCAGACGGCUGACCCAUAUAAAAAGGAGGACGUGCUGCUGCAUAUGCCCAAACAACCUCUGCAUUGCAUCUACAUUGUGCUGCCAUUGCUACUCCUGUACCAGCCAUGUCUCCACAGGCAGACUUUGACAAGGCUGCUGAAGAUGUAAAGAAGUUGAAAACAAGGCCAACUGAUGAUGAACUGAAGGAGCUAUAUGGGCUUUACAAACAAUCUACUGUUGGAGAUAUAAAUAUAGACUGCCCAGGAAUGCUAGAGCUCAAGGCAAAAGCAAAAUGGGAAGCAUGGAAUUCAAAAAAGGGUUUGUCAAAAGAAGACGCAAUGCAUGACUACACCUCUAAAGCCAAUGAGCUGAUUGAGAAAUAUGGCCUGUAACGUUUCUUCCACAUUGAGAAAAGAACGGGAUGUGUAACUGUAGAUUUCUGCUGACGCUACUAUAAUCAACUGUAGGUUUGUACAAAGUAAAGGGGGUUCAGUAAACCUUAGGCAUGUUUGUCCCGGCUAUAGAACUGUUUUCAUCCUGUUUCCUGCACUGACCUAUUAAACUGUUUUACAAAUCAA
Molecule: messenger RNA, 589 nt
Organism: Xenopus laevis (African clawed frog)
Lineage: Eukaryota; Metazoa; Chordata; Amphibia; Anura; Pipidae
Gene: acbd7.S
Product: acyl-CoA-binding protein homolog
Exons: 4
Coding region: 137-403 (88 amino acids)
Source: RefSeq, a predicted model, not a curated record